AUGUCCGUCUCAACCUUUAAUCCUCUUGGGCGAUCCCGAAGUCUUCGAACUUCGACAGCCUCAAGCAACUUGAGGCUCCCUUCAAGCACCAACUCACAACCACCCUCUGGCCCCUCAUACGUUGCUCUUUUCAUAACGAAUCUUCGACUUCUGGAUCUCGAUUUGCGAGAUGACUGGCCAGAUAUCACGGCGGUAACAUUCUCUACCAAGGAUGCGCAACAGAAUCAAAAGAAACGAAUACAGAGUGUAGAGUGGGCACUGUUUCAGCUAUUUGCAAUUUGGGAUCCGGAAGAGACUCGAAAUAAAUUACAACCAUUUUUCCCACCACUCGAACCUCUCCAGUCCCUCAAUCUGCGCACCGCAUUGUUUCGAUGUCUCGACCAGGCCAAGAAGAAUGGAGUCCUUGGACGAGAUACUGUACUGCGGAAAACUAUGUUGGACGAAUGCAAGGGUGAAAGGCUGGAGGAAGUUUUGGCGGUAUUUUCAAACGCUGUUCUGAAAAGGGUCGUGGAGGAUGACACCUCUGGACGAUACGAAGCUCUUGCCCAACAACUGGCACUGGAGAACUUCUCAUACACAGGAGAAAGGACAAUACUAUCGGCCUUGAUAUUGGCACACAAGAAAUCUUUGGGCAAGCAUAUUGCUGAGAAGAACAAUUUAAGAGCCAAAUAUAGCGACUUUUCUGAAACACUUGAGCUCAAUGAUCAACAAACUCUAAAGCGACGGGAAGAUCUGAACCAUGAGAUGAAUGAAGGAGAAGGCCAUACUGGAUUAUCCGAUAGAGAUCUAGGAUCAUUGCAAAAUACAUUCCGCAAGAAUUGGUCUGGUAGUAACGAGUGGCUGGAAACGAUUCUUUACGGAGAUAAUAGGCCCAGUAGAGAGGGACUGCUGGCCAAGCGUUUUGAUGAGCUUUGGGAACAGAUUGAGAAUGGUACUGUUGCAGACAUAGAAGGAAAGAAUGAUACCGGGCUCGUUAAACGGCUAGAGGCGCGAGUGCAAAAUCAAGAGAGCCGUUUAGCUAGAUGGCAAGAAUUCGGACGGACUUUGACUCGAAACGGUACCAAAUCACCCACCAAAAAGGUGCAGGCAGUUCCUGUCGAGGAGAAGGGCAUCAAACUUGGUUUCAACGACCACCAGACAUUACAAAUCGGGAAGUAUUCUACAAAGGAUGCCAGUUCCGUGAACAUCCCCAUUCUAGAUGAAUAUGCUCGUUUAAUGGAAAGAACUCGCAAUGCGUUGAAUGAUGUAUCCAAGCAAAAGGCGUUUUCCAAAGAAAACAUCAUACAGGGUGGCUCGAAUAAAAGGCUCAACCAGCCUUCUAUUGAUUUAGCCAAAGAGUCAUUGUCACCAAGUAAUCAGGAUGGGGACAUAUCUCCAUCAGCCAAUGUAUCUCCCGACCAUUCGCCUGUCUCGGUGGGAAUUCUUGAUGCUGCCGAGGUUUCUACUUCUCGUAGUCGCGAGAAUGAAUUGAUUAGUACACCGCGUUCGAGAAUAUCCCACAGACCAAUUCCCAUUGGGUCUUCAUCAAUCAUUCUGCCUGAACAGGCAUCGGACGAUCUCGGUGUCGCUAGUGAGAAAUUAUAUGAGGCCACAACUGUAACAUCGGCUAUCAAAGACGACUAUAUAUCUGCCACUCCAAGCGCUAUGAGAUCAUCCCGUCGCCCCGUCUCUUUUGACAAAGACCCAGAACGUGAAUUUGGAAGAACCUCAGCUGAGACUCCCGUAUCAAUCACGAGGAGACAUACAAUGAUAUCACAGCCGAGUCCAUCUCCUUCUAAAUCAAUUCAGGCCUCUGAAAACCCUCUCGGACCUGUUCCGGAGCUCAGCCAAGCAGAGCAGAUUUUGAACUCUAUGUCAGCUGCAUCCCCAUCGCCACAAAAGUUGAAACGCUCGUUGUCUUUAGCAGAACGUACCCGUCUUACCAUGGCUCGUUCGAACCCACGAUACUCGAAAUCCAACCUUAACGAUGAUUUUGAUGAUUUGCCAGAUAUGGAUCGCCUCACUCUAAAUCCUAAGUCUAGAGCCACACCUGUCAAGUCUUCGGUAACAGAAGAAGAAAAACAUGCGGACUUGAUAGAACGUACACGUCAGUCUAUGGCAGGCUUUGAGGCAGCCCAAAAGAAGGCACAGUUAGAGCGAAGGCAAAGUAUCAAAGAUGAAAAGAGGAAACAGCGACAAUCACAUUUCCCAAAGGUUGUUCAAGAGGAAGAAGAUUCGUUAUCUCCCGCCACGCCAGCAAUUGAUCGAGAGGUGUUGAUGGAUGGAAACGAUGUCGAUUAUGCCAGUGUUUUCAUGAGUAGACCGAGAAUUGCUGUUAGUCCGACUCCAGCGAAGGAUAGGAUGAUAUCAUCUAUGAUUGAAAGCGAGGAUGAUGAAUCGGAGGACAUGGAUGAGGGUAUGAGGAUGGGUGUGGAUGCGGAUUACAAAAAUGCUUUCAUGAGUAGACCAAGAAUCGCUUUGAGCCCGACGCCGGCUAGGAAUAGGAGAAUCAUGGAUAAUGAUGUGCAAGAGGAAGGAGAAGCAGAAGCCGUAAAUAUGUGGCAUGAUCUUUGA
Botrytis deweyae is the source of this 2553-nucleotide messenger RNA. RefSeq lists its product as uncharacterized. The transcript is spliced from 2 exons. NCBI's taxonomy places the organism in Eukaryota, Fungi, Ascomycota, Leotiomycetes, Helotiales, Sclerotiniaceae. The record is from RefSeq and is a predicted model, not a curated record. The coding region runs from base 1 to 2553 and encodes 850 amino acids.